Messenger RNA from Xenia sp. Carnegie-2017, 2792 nucleotides. RefSeq names its product TBCC domain-containing protein 1-like. Bases 95 to 1858 code for a protein of 587 amino acids. Gene Ontology annotation, cellular component: spindle pole centrosome. The record is from RefSeq and is a predicted model, not a curated record. Gene Ontology annotation, biological process: maintenance of centrosome location; maintenance of Golgi location. NCBI's taxonomy places the organism in Eukaryota, Metazoa, Cnidaria, Anthozoa, Malacalcyonacea, Xeniidae. The transcript is spliced from 19 exons.
UAGUUCAUUGUUCACCAAUUACCAAUAUGGCGGAGAAAUUUUACAAAAGCAAAUGAAUGUUUGGCUUUCUGUGUUCGGUUUUUGACCUUAGAAAAUGGUGAAUGUGAAGUUAUGGGUUAGAUCAGAACCUUUUGAUGUUAGCACUAUUCAAAUGCCGCCGCCAGCCAAGCUGACAUUGAGUAAUCUUCAAAAGCUGAACACCUAUGCUAGAACCAAAGGAAAUGCUGGUUAUCCCCGCCUCAGCUAUCCCAUUUGGAAACAUGUGGCAUGUGAAAAAUUCAAAAUGUCCGAGGAACUUUCAUGGAUGUAUUUUGAGACGUUUGACAUGGUUGCUGAAGAUAGCUGUACAACACAGCUCAAAUGGAAAGAGGAUUGCGCAAAAUGUUCGACAGCUGAAGAUAAAGAACGUCUAAAAUCAGGAGUUUCCGUCAGCAUGCUUGAAUUCAUUAUAUUUCUGUACAUUCAACAAGUUCACAAGAUCUCGUUGAGGGAAAGUCUCGUUGGUGGAGAAGAAUGGCCUACAAAAAAUCGAUCCCCAAUUGAUUUGGAUCGUAAGGGGAUGAUUGGAUCUAAGAGUUUAGAUGAACAUGGUCAAUUGAUGUUUGUUGUCAAUCAUUUGGAGGACAUAUUGGAGCUUGUCUCUCAACCGGAAUCAUAUUCCUCUUCACUUGGUGGCAGAGGAAGUGAUCCAACUUUAACAGACGAAGCAGUUCAUGCUUUAGGCUUUUUAAUUGCAGGAUCCUUUGAUAAAAGGUCCGUAUCUGACUUGCAAAAACUUGCUGCAAUCUCGUCCAAAGGCGAUGGAUACUCGACGCUGUCUCGCACGUGGUCUUUUCGUCAUCUUAAAUCAUGGAUCCGAUCAAAUCUCAGUGUCAGUCCUUUUGGCGUAUCCGCGUGCUUACUUUCCGAUGGUUUAAAGGCGCGUAACGGCGGUACCAUGGAAACAAGUACUCACGGUAAAACAGACAUCUUGGAUUUAAGUCAAAGUCUCGAAGAAACAGAACAGACAUGUAAGCACCCUGAAAAACACGAGACGACGCUUCAAGGUGGCACGGUUGGCGGUAGAAUAAUUAAGAACACAAAAUACGCUCCACCAAGAAAUCGUUUGGUGAUACUUUAUCAAAUCUGUAAACAGACCAUCGCCAAGGCUGGGGAUCAUUUAAUCGACAUCAACAUAAAAGUCCAUCGUUGUCAUUACUCCUACAUAUACCUUCUUGCUCCAGUUUGGUCAGCGACAUUAGAAAAAUGUCACAAUUCAACGAUAGUUUUGGGGACCGUUAAAACGACAGUGAAUGUCUUUGGUUGUGAAAAUGUCACAGUAAUUGCCAUGUGUAAUCGACUUACUGUCAGUGGAUGUAGUGAUUGCAUCUUCCACGUCUGUACAAUGACGCGGCCAUUGUUGUUUGGUGGCACUGGGAACGAGAAUCUAACUUUUGCUCCUUAUCACACGUAUUAUCCAAUGUUGGAGUCUCAUAUGUUGAUGUCGGGACUGUCGGCGAAUGUGAAUGAAUGGAAUAAUCCUUUGUUGCUGGGUCAUGACGAUGAGAGUCACGUGUUCCAAGAAAUGGACCCAAGUGCAUUUUUCACGUUUUCCAUUCCGUUUGACAUGAGAGGGAAAACGAAGAGAUGUCCCGUUCCGUUACCUGAGAAAUAUGAACUUGCUCUUCUUUCUCGCGAAAAGCGAGUCGAAGACUGGCAUCAGUUAGUACGUGAUUCGAAGUUGUCAAAAUCACAGCGUAAACAACUACAGGCGGCCGUUCAACAUCGCUUUCAGGAAUGGCUUUCAGAUACUGGCAAUGCCCAUCAACUGGAAGGCUUACUGCCUGCUUUAACCCACGCAAAACAAAACAAUAUAUGAUUUAUUUGUUAAUGUUAAUGGUGAAUGUCUUAUGAAUACCGCUGACCAGUUGGUGUUAAGAGCCUCUGCUAUGCCGCUGUCCAAUUGGUAUGAGGAGCGCUGCGAGAGCACUAUCAAUUUUCUGCACUGAAAUCGUGGUAAACCGUGAGUUUGGCUGCUUGCAAUAAAUUCUUUGCGAUCAUAUCUGCGACGGAUAAUCUGCGAGUGAGAAUAUAAUCCUUUUUUUGGAAUCGAUUUGAAUAGUUUUUCCCGCCAUUCAUGAAGCUUUUGUACUUCAUAAUCCCUGACGUACAUUAUAGAUAAACGUAUUAAUUUACUUCUGAAUUUAGAUUUGAUGAUUUAUCGUCUUCUAUAGAUUAUCUAAAUUACGACUUAGUAAUUGUGCAAUGGUGUACGAAACUCGAUAAUUGGUCGGGGGGACAUUUUCAUAUAUUCAUGUUCUGUCGUAUUAAGUUGUUUUAAAAUCAAUUGUUUCCUACGAAUUAAGACAUGCGUAGAUGAAUGAAUAUGUGCCCCCCCCCCCAAUUAACGAGUUUCCCACGUUAGUGAUGUGUAUUUCAGAAUUUAAACACUUUUUUUGAAAUGAUUGUUUUGUUGUUCGUUGAAAUACUUUCACGAGACACUUUCUUUAAGAAGAGCCUUUUUUUCAAAGAUAUUUUUUACGCGUUCACACCCUUCACCUCUUUGAGUUAUGUCCGUGCGUCAUGGCAAGACUGACGCACUUGCUGGUUUCUUAGUUAAUACUGAAUAUGGAAAAUUUUUACCGUUUGUUACCGGUUAAACCGAAUGAAUCUGUUCAGCGCGUUAAAUGAAUUCAAAAGUAAAAAAUGACUUCAAACAGAAACUUGAAUAAUGUUGCCAUCAACUACAUUUUUACGUAAAAAGUAAAAAAUGACUUCAAACAGAAACUAGAAUAAUUUUGCCAUCAACUACA